UUUACAGCUCUAUGAAUGGUGAAAAUCAGAAAGAAGGUAGAAAUAUUGGUGGCCUCUGGCAGGUCCAGCAGCCGGGAUAAAUCCAUGCAGCGUUGUCGGAGACGAGCAGUCACUCUCAACCCUCCAACCAGAAAGAUGACACAACGAGGAACCACAGUGUUGGUGGCAGUGUUACUGGCCCUGCUUCACCUCGGGGCUACGCAGCACGCGGUGAUCCACUCAGUAUGUUCGAGUACGGACGGCUCGUGCGGCUCUGCAUCAGGAGUUGCUCAGAGCCAAACUGUGGACCAGAGCGGUGUCACCACAGGCGAGUGUGCUUACAUCGACAAAAGCGGACAGUCUAUUAAGAUUCGGUACCGUCAGACACCCAAUGGCCAGAUCGAAGCUAGUGCGAACCACGACUCGGUUACAGACCCCGUGGCCGAGCUGGCCAAGUGUAGAAAGGCCUCCAAGGUCGUCAGCGAAAACGUGCAACAGACCCUUCGUCAGACACAAGAACAGAUCUUUCGACAACAGCAAGAACUGCAAGACCAAAUCUUCCGGCAGCAGCAAGAGAUCCAAAAUCAGUUGUUCAACCCACGAAACAGCUUCCCAUCCUUCUUCGCCUUCCCCAACGUCUUUCCAUUCAACAAUUUCCGACAGGGUUGAUUUGGCUAGUUAUCAUUAACUGAAAACUUCCUUCGCGUGAAAAUUUCCACCCUUGUGUGCUGGAACUUUUUUCCCCGUGUCCUAAGAACGUUAUCCUCCUGUUUUUUCUAUAUAUUUACAAUUUGUUUAUGGUUUAUUUCAUUCAUCUGAGGUUAACGGUUCAGUUUCAUAUAAGUUUUGUUGUAUUUAACAUUAUAGAAAUGUUGAAAAUAUUAAUUUUUGGACCAUUUUUUAAUAGGAAUAUGAAAUGGGGGCAGAAGGGAACAGAACUAGAUUAUUUUUGUAUUUAUUUUAUAUAUUUGAUAUCAAAAUGUACUUGAAUUUCAUUAUAUUCACCUUCACGAACGUGGUUCAAGUUGUUUUAUGAAGCCGAAAUUCAAGGUUCAUACGAGUUUUUCUAUUAUGUAGCCAGUCUGAAAGCUAGUUGUAACAUUGCAGUUGAAAGUUCAGCUAGUUUAAUCAUUAAUUUAACAUAUUAAAAGGUGAUAAGUUAACUGACCCAAAGUUAACUGACCCAAAACUUAGGAGUCAUAAAGUGUUUUAUUUUGCUUUACCCGAGUUGUGCCAGUGAAACUGUCUUGGAAUAUUGUACAAGAAUACUGUCAACAAUUCACAAUACAUCUGUGUUAUUUAAGUUUUUUUAAGUCUAAUUAGCAACAGUCAUCCUGAGACAUCUUAAAAAUAUGAACAUAAGAUCGUGUUGUUUCUCAGUUCUUAUCGCUUAAAUAAUGAUAUUUCGAGUCGUAGUUCUUUCACUUGGACUCGAAACUCGGAUUCAGAGGAUCGAGUACCGCUUCGUCUUGAAAGAUUGAUAAACGAUUUGAUCCUUGAUCAUUGCUUUCCUUGUGUGUUGACUUGUUCAUUUGACUCAGUUUGGUAUUUAUGUUUGCUUUGGGUGUUGUGAGUGGGCUGGCGUCCCUCUGAAAGGUAUGUAGAUUGUUUACAAAUAGGUUUGCUUUUAAUUUUUUUCUCUCUGGGUCGCGAAAAGAUUUAGAACCACUCUUAACAUCCUUAAAUGUGUCUUCCUCGUGUAUGUGACUUCUCUCACGUGAAGCUUUUUUUUAUUAAUUACCCGUGUUUUAGAUAGAGUAAUACUUUGAGUGAUACAGGACACAUAAAUAAUCAAAUGUUUAUUUACAUCGCAGAUACACAGAUUGGUAAGGCUUCAGGUUAAUUACUCGUUGGAAUGAAAAGCGGAUACCGCAUGUGUGGGGUCGAAUGACUCGUAUUGGGAUACUUGAAUGGUUACACAUGUUUGUGCUGCAUUAAGGAAGGAUAAGGAUUCUAUGCUGUCAUGUAAAAGAUAAGGAUUUUAGCCUUCAGUAUAAUUGAUAAAGAGUUUAGCUUUCAGUGACGAAGAUAGGGAACUUUUCCUGCAGUUUCAAAAAUAGAGAUUUUAGCAUGCAGUAAAUCAACGUUCCUUUCCCCUAAGAUAGUGUGACUGAUGUUGAGUGUGGUUAGGACUGAAGAAUAUUUCGUUUCCCAAUCUCUCUAUAUGUAUAUAUUUGCGUUAGUGAAAUAAUGUGAGAAAUGAUCACUGUGGCCAAGACUUUAAUACUAGACAGAAAAGUACUCUGUAAAAGUAUGUCUAGAAGAGGUGCUAUGAUAUGGACAAGGUACAUCUAGUAUUUGUGCUGUGCUAGGUGCUUUAAUUCUAUUGGUUUUUGUUGUAUUUUGUAUAGGUAUUGAAAUACAAAAGAUGUUGUGGAAACCUAUGUUGUUUUGCUUAACAGAUUAAACAAUUGAAACUUGUUGUGAUAAGUAGGAACAAAUUUGUCUUGAUUUUGUUAACACUGUUAUCAAAUUAAUUUAUAACUUGUUUCCAUUAUUAAAUAAAUAAAUAUAUAUAUUUACAUUCAGGACUAAAUUUA
Messenger RNA from Procambarus clarkii (red swamp crayfish), 2519 nucleotides. RefSeq lists its product as uncharacterized. NCBI's taxonomy places the organism in Eukaryota, Metazoa, Arthropoda, Malacostraca, Decapoda, Cambaridae. The record is from RefSeq and is a predicted model, not a curated record.